Messenger RNA from Macrobrachium nipponense, 13385 nucleotides. RefSeq names its product endoplasmic reticulum membrane sensor NFE2L1-like (gene cnc). The transcript has 16 exons. Lineage: Eukaryota; Metazoa; Arthropoda; Malacostraca; Decapoda; Palaemonidae. Gene Ontology annotation, molecular function: DNA-binding transcription factor activity, RNA polymerase II-specific; RNA polymerase II cis-regulatory region sequence-specific DNA binding. Gene Ontology annotation, cellular component: nucleus. The record is from RefSeq and is a predicted model, not a curated record. Gene Ontology annotation, biological process: regulation of transcription by RNA polymerase II. Bases 506 to 3112 code for a protein of 868 amino acids.
AGCUACCUAAUUACUACUGUGAUUAUGUAAUUCAAGAUAUGAUCUCAUCACUGAUGACUGAGAAUUUUAUUUUAAAUAAUGGUGGUAUGUAAAAGGUGUUAGAUUUAAAUUUUACAAAUUUUUAUGAUCAUUGAAACGUGGUUACUAGAUUGUCAAAGAAAAUUUGGAUACAAGUAUGUACUGUGCAAUAAUUUUGUGUAGUACGUACUGUUUUGGUAAAAAAAUGUAUUGUGAAAUUUUUCUCAUUAGUUAGUGAAUUAAAAAUUCCAGGUACAGUACUGCAAGUGAUCUCAGGACUGUGAUAAUAUUUUAGAAAACUUUGUUUUGAAUGUUGGUGAUGUAAGAAAACUAAUUAUAAUUUGUGGAAUUUGGAAGUGGAACAUAAUUUAUUGGAAAACCAGAACUUAUUGCUGAUUUACAGUUUAAAGAACUGUGUGUACUCUCUUGUACUUUGGUCAGCUUAAAAUUUUAUUUCUUGAAAAGUCAUAAUCACAGAAAAUUCAAAAUGUUACUAUAUGCUCGAAAAAAGUUUCUACGUGACGACCGAAUACUGCAGCUUGUGCUGCUGCUUAGCCUUCUUCGAGGAGACCCUGACAGUCUCUUAUUAGGCUCUGAUAAUGGAAACACACUACAUCAUUUACCCCAUGACCUUAUUCUGGGGUCCUCCCUUGGUCAUGCAAGGCCAUCAUCCCCGUCUUUCCUGAAUGCUGACCUUCAUCCUAAAAGUUUGGAUAGAAUGUUAGCAGAUUACCAGCGUUCAGUGUUGGAGGAUUUACAUGCUCUGGGGAGUUAUACGUCUUCCCAUCAUACACACACUGAAGUACAUGCUUACUUGCUCAAUUCGCAUUCAUCAGUGGCCUCACCUCCUUCAGCUGAUACCCCAGAACAUCAUCAUCAAGGCCCAGAAACACUACCAAAUAUAUUGCCUGAUCCACCUCCAGAAUCUGAAGUACCUGUAACUAAUGAUUUAACUCCUGAGGAUCUGGCACUCAUUGAAGCUUUGUGGAAGCAAGAUGUUGACCUGGGUGUUCCACGGGAGGUGUUUGAUGAGGACAGUCUUAUGGAAACAUUUUCUGGGCACGACACGAAGGACAAAGACCAUGGUAAAGAGCCAAAAGGUGACACCGAGUUUGAUGACAAAUCAAGUGAUGGGGCUUGGUUGCAGUUCAAUUUUACUGUUGAUUCAGAAACAGGAGAGCAUCUAUUGUCAGGUGAUAGUCCCAUCAGUGGAGGUGAUGUGACACUUGAUCCUGUGUCACCUCUUUCAUCGACCUUUCCCUUGUCUGAGACUGAGCCUGGUUUUAACCUUGAGUUCAAUCUUGAUGAAGCUCUGAAGCUGGUUGGACUUAAUAGCUCAGAAACUGGAGAGACUGUUUGGAAGUGCCUAGAUUCUGAUGAUAGCAGCAGUGACGAUUUAAAUGAAAAAUCUGUUGAAGAGGCCAAGAGAGAGGGGGAAAAUACUUCGGAUAUUUCAAGUGACAACCUGGACGACAUGAUCCAGGCCUCCCAGUUCCAGCCUCAGCACCCACGAGCAAUACAGGUAAACUACCAUAUCGUGUCGGGAGAAGACGCCGGGCGAAAGUAUGUGUGUGUGGUUAAGAAAUGGCGUCGAAUUCAGCCAUGUAUGGGUCGGCUGGGCAGCCUGGUCCGGAGUGGGGAAAUGGAGCGGUGGCAGGAGGUGGUACAGUACUUAGGGCUACCCAAUCCCCACCAAUCCCAGGCCCCACACACGCCCAUGGCCGCCCACACUGCCUCGCCCACCCACCCUCACGGCCACGCACCACCUCUUCAUCAUCCUCAAGCCCUUUACCCAUCUCACGACGCUUCCCCGACACCACCGACGCCACCAGUGCCCAGAGGAGUCCUCCUCAACAACGCCUCUCUGCCCCUACCUAUGUCCGACCCCAUGACGCAUAACAUCACUUACACCAACAGCAUGGGGGCUUCCAGUCAUUUAGUAACCAGUAGUAUGAACUUGACAAAUAGUUCAGACUUGGCUGGAAGUGACCAUAACCAGUAUAAGAUGGAAGUCAAUUCGUCUCUACCAACAGAAAUGAUGUAUUAUCAGAACUCAAAUUCAGAGAUGAAUCAGACUACUGAUGGUUUGCUGUCAUCAAUUUUUAAUGAUGAAGCUUUAAUGGAAAUGGCCAUGACUGACUACAGUGGGAGUCGAAACCAUAGUGGAGAUUAUAGUGGCAGUACUUAUCGAUAUCCUCCAGAAGAUCCGCAUCGAAUGCCUCCUGUUCCUUUAAAAAAGCAACACAAGUUUGGUCGAGAUAUAAGAUAUUUCCAUGAUAACUUGCCUCAUGGAGGGCCAGCAGGUGGUGUUAGCAGUGGAAGCAGUAGCAGUGUAGGAGGAGAUGUCAGUGGCUAUGGAAGCCACUAUCCACCCCCUCCAGGUAUUUCUUCUAUGGAGGGAGCAACUGCUCUAGACCCCUCAGAAAUGAAGUUUUCGUGUACAAUGGACUUCCGUUCACAAGGGGAGGUGUCUGGUACUGGUGUUGAUCAUGUCCAGCACAAUCAUACAUACCACUUGCAACCUGAGGGAACAUCAGGUCUCACUCGUCCUUCUGCUCGUGAUAAACAAAGAAAUAAAAAGAAUGAACACGAGAGAACUUUAUCUAGAGAUGAAAAACGAGCUAGAGCGAUGAAUCUUCCAAUCACCUGUGAUGACAUUAUUAACCUACCCAUGGAUGAAUUUAAUGAAAGGAUUUCCAAGUAUGAUCUAACUGAAGCCCAACUGUCUCUCAUUAGAGAUAUUCGCCGACGUGGCAAGAAUAAGGUGGCUGCUCAGAAUUGUAGGAAACGUAAACUGGACCAAAUAUUACAUCUUGCUGAUGAAGUGAAAGCAAUUCAGACUCGCAAGAAUGAAUUGUGCAAUGAAUUUGAAUUCCUCAGUUCAGAACGAACACGUAUAAAACACAAGUUUUCCUUGCUCUACAGACACAUUUUCCAGAGUUUGCGUGAUCCAGAUGGAAACCCAUAUUCACCACAUGAGUACUCUUUGCAGCAGUCUGCUGAUGGUAGUAUCCUCCUUGUACCAAGGAGUAGUCAUUCCAUGGACCCAGGAUCCAGUAGUAAAACCCGCGGAAAGGAGGAUGGGAAACAGUGACCAAUGUUGGUUAAAGUGUUUAGUGAUUGUCUCCCUUUAAGAGAAAUUAAUGUCACGGUUUAAGGGAGAACCUUUCUCUGGAGCACCCUUACUCUAUAACAAAGUCAUUAGUAUAAAAUGGAUUACUGUUUGUAGAUGGUUUGAGAAAGAUCGGUUUUGUUAAAGUUUUGAAAUUUUAAGGGUUUAAAAGAAUUCCUUUGGGUUUUGGGAGCAUUUGUUAUGGCACUCGACAUACAGGUAAUUAUGAUUAAGCAUGAAGUGUGUUUUAGAAUUUUGCCUUGUUUUCUCUUCAGAAAGCAAAAACAGCAAGUAUUAUUAGUGGCUUCUUUUUUCCUAUAAUAGGGAAAAAAUCAUGGCAUGUUUGUUUGUGCUGGUUGCAGAACUCAUGAGCUUACCUACUUAUUAUAGUCAUCUGUGCAUGAAUAUUAAAUUGAUUUAAUAUUGACAUUUUCUGAAUGCACAGCAGCCCUAAGUUUUGUCCACUGACCAUGGAAAAAUGAUAAAUUAUUGGGAAUUAGUGUCAAAUGUUCUUGGUAAUACAGUAAUGUUUCUUUUAACUGUACACAGCCUAAGAGAUUCUUUCCUUGAGUAACGAGACCUUAAGACUCACCAAAUCUUUCACAGAUUUAAUUGCAAACAAAUGUUACUUUACCAUAUGUAUAUUGUACUGUGUACAUUCUUACAUAAUUAGUGUAUCCUUUUUGUAAGUCUUCAUGGUGCCUAGAAAAAAAUGCAGUCUGAUGUUAAAGAAUCAAGCACCAUUUUUGACUUGCUAAAUGAUAUCAAUAUGAACAUAAUUAUAUGUCCUAUUGAGGUAUAUCCUAUGGUGCUCUUAUGGUCCUGUAAAAGAUAGAAAUUAUUUUGGUAAACUAGGUUAAUGGUAAUUUUAAUAAUUAUGAAAGUAAACCUGGUAAUUAUCACCUUGUGUAUGCAGAGUAGUUGGUCAGUGAGUGCGAUACACAGUAGGUGAGGGUAAAAGAUAGUAGAGAAUUUUUCCUCAAGUAAAAUUUAAAUUUUUGUUAGGAAUGAAUGAUUGAAAAGUUGUAACAGUUAUUUUUGUAGAUUAUAUGCUGUAUUAUUAAUUUUGUUCAUAUUAAUUACAACCCCUCUUAAUUUACUUUACUAAAUGCCUGGCAAGGCCAAAUGAAAAAUGCUGAAUAUUUGUUAAAAUGAACAAUAUUAGACAGUAGCUGGAGGCCUCUUCCCCUUCUUGGCUAUCAAAUGGCUUUGUUGUUGUUUGUUUCCAGGCUUAUUUCUCUACAUUUUUUUUUUUUUUAUCACAACUGGAUGCAAGUAACUGUGUGCUUCAUUAUAGCCCAAGAACCUUUUAACUACUAACUUGGUAUCUUAUUGCAAUCUUAAGAACAAACCUUCCAGACUAGCUAGAGUGAGAUUAGCCUAUUUUAACCAAUUUUUUUUAUUAGUAAUUGGCAUUUCAUGCCAUGCUUAAAAAAGGGGAUUUCUACGAACUAUUGACCAUUAUCCUAAAUUAUAGUUGAAAUUGCUCUGACCACAAGUUUUACCAGAUCUAGCAAGAGAUUUUUACCCUUAGCCAUGAAAAAGCCUUCAUAAGAUUGAUUAUGGCAAUUUCUGCACAUAAAAGAAAAAAUAAAUUGUGACAAAGAAAACCUCAAGAAUUGAGAAUUGUGGAACUUCCUAACAGCACAAGCAAAGUAUUUACAGUAAUAUAUCUCAGCAUUUAAGGCACUGGCUUUGAAAGUGCAAACACUGUUAACUAAUACACUGCUACAGUGACUUGUUCACAAAUCACUACAAAAACAUAAUAAUGAAGUGAAUGAAAAUGAAAGAUAUAUUACAACCAUAAAGCCAAAGCAACAAUGGUGCAAGCUUGAGAGAGAAAAACACCUAAAGUCUACUCAAAGCAAAGCGCGCACACAGAUUAAGUAGGGCACAUUGAGACACUGGAGUUUGGUCUGGGUAUGCACAGUGGCGUCUUAUCUUUCAAGAUCUAUCAAGUGGCUGCAACUAAAAAGGUUUGCUUGGACCAUAGAUAUGCCUAUUAAAGAACAAUUAAUUAAUUUACUAAUAGCAAACUCAACCGGUGUGCAGAAAGUGAAAAAAAAUUUUGCAAAGAAAUUACAUAUAUAACAUGCAAGCUUUGUACAUGCUUAUGAAUAAUACUAGUAUUAACUUGAGCUUCAUGUAAGCUUCUCAACUUAGCAAGUGUAUGGCUCUUAGGACCCCUUUUCCAGUGUUCAUUUUCAGUUUUCAGUCUGUAAGGGUUAACUGGUCUUCAAGAAAUAUAGUUCAAGGCUAGGCAACUUAAACUUGAAGCAUACAAGCAAGCAACUGCACUUAAAACAACUUGUGGAGUUAGCCAUCAACCACAAUCAAAUUGCCUUGACUCCAAUAUUAAAUAUCCAGUCAGGGAGACCUUCAAGGUGGUCAUUAGCUAAGGAUAUGAAAAUUCAUAUCUUCGUAUUUAAGUUCUUUACUUCAUCCAAGUUACUUUUGUUUUUCCCUCGAUGUCAUCUUCUUAUUGACGAAGCACAAAGGGCAAACAAACUUUGAAUCAACAACUAGUACACAUUGUUUGGUUGGAAUUUCUUAAUUGUUGCUAAGAAGGGUUUAUGAUCAAUCACAUUGCUUGGUUGGAAUUUCUUAAUCAUUGCUGUGAAAGGGUUAUGGUCCACCAUCAAAGAAAAAUAUAUUUCCUUUUUUUAGCACCACAUCUGACUGAAUAGCCUCAAUACUGGUAGUCAUACUGAAGAAAAGGAGAAAUCCCAGCCUUGGAUUGGAUAAUGAGAGACAAUGCAAAGGGAGUUGGGUUGUUGGGAAAGAACCUCAUAAUAUCUACAUACGUAUUCAGUUUGAUAAGGAAUGACAAUUUCAACUAACAUACCCAAAACAUUUGCCCAAGUCACAUAUACUUCUGCUAAGUGAAACUGUGUUGUUUCCACAAAUUACUUUUUUUUCCCUUAGCUUUCAAUUUGCAGCAAAUCAACUAAUUUAUUCAUUAGGAAUUUUGUCAUGAACAGAUGAUUAAGUACCUUAUAGUGUAAUCUUGGGAUUUUCUAAAACUCCAGAAAUGGUACUUUUUUCAUGUAAAGAAAUUGGUGCCUGCUGAUAGUCAAGCACAUGGAUGAGACUGCACAAAGCUGCUUUUACUGGUUUUCAAAUUUCAACACAAAUGCCUGAAUAAUGGCAAUUUAUCCAACAGAUGACCCAAGUCUUUUAAAACAUUCCUCCUCUUCUUCUUCCUUAUAAGAGCAUGGUUUGACAAGUUUCAUUUCAAAAAGGUAUGGAGUUAAUGUUACUUAGUUCCACAAUUCUGUCCCCCCCAACUGAAAAAAUGCUCUAACUUUGCUACUUAUACUGGCAGGUCUGUCCAGGGUAAUUGUCAAAUUUCAAGUGCCUACUCUUCUAACUAGAUUUUCAUUUAUGGGUAUUCUACAAAAACUCUGUCUGAUGUCUAAGCUAGAGCUUUUACUGCCAACCAAAAGCCUUGUUUUCUAGAGAAAAAGAAAAUUUACAUAUAUGCCAUCAGGGAUUCAUGUGAAUGUGCCAAGUUGUUGCUGCAACUUAGUUUGAAAAACAGAAUGCUGAAAAGCUUAGUACAGAAAAUGGAAUACGGAAUAAACUGAAAAAAGAAAAAAAUUAUCAAAGCAGUUACAAAAAAAUAAAAAGUACAAUGUGAUUCAUACGAGGCUGUCAACAAAAAUUAUUUGCACCAAGUUCAAAUAUCUGACCCAGCUAUUGGGGUUGGAAGAAAAAAAUUUUACAGCCUAAGGGUGCCUUUCAAACAUAACAGAUAUGUAUCAAAAUAGACCACAGCUGUGACCAUUUCUUUCAUGUGGCAUGGUUUCUGGAUAGGCAAGUAAAUUACAAAACUACAUGGGGCAAUAAAAGCUUUUAAAUCCUUACAUAGUUAUCCAAAUACUUUACGGUACACACUUUCUUCAGUAAACAUCAGCAAUUAGGUUAUUUUCAUAUUAUAUCCACAACCCUAGAGUAUACAUAUAGAGUAACAAACUGCAACAAAAUUCCCCAAGAAUAUCAUGAUUCUUUACUUUUCAUGUAACAGAUUUUAUCUGCAUUAAGUAGCCGAUUGGACUUGGUUGGAAAUGGCUGCUUAAACAAAUAAUAAUAAUAAAUGUGCUGACAGAUGGAGAGUGAAAUUAAAACCUCUUCCACAUAUGAGGUAGGGAUAAUAUUUUGUGGGAAAAUAUUUUUACUUCAAGGCUCCAUAACUGCCUUUUUGCUCUUUUCUGCAGGACCUACAAAUUUGUCUAGGAGCCAUAUUGGAGUCUCAAUAACAUUAAUGUCUUGGAAGCGAGUAAAUGGCACUUGGUCUUUGCUGGAACUUACUGAUGGCAGCAACAAAUGUGUGGACACUUUCCAACAAUUUAUACUGUUGGAUGAACAGUCAGCUGCUUUUUGCCAUUUUCUUUAGCAACUGCAAAUCAGUGCAUCCCUAACAGCUUUGUUCAGCAAUUAGCCUUUGCUAUGUUAAGGUAUCUUGUGAGUAAAAUAAUGUCAUAACAAGCUAACUUGUCUGACACUACUGAGAAAGGUAAAAGGCAAAAAUGCCAUAGAUAAUGGAACUCUAUACCAAGUAGGGAAUCUUCAUGGAGAUAGUUUUUUUUUUUUUUUUUAUAAAAUACAUACCUCUGGUUUGCAAGCUGUCAAGACAUAAGAGCAUUUGACAGCAAAUCUAAAGUCUCCUAAUGUUAGAGUUCUUGGCUGUUGUCAUGUUUCUUUUGUUUUUUUAACACGUAUUCAGCCCUCCUGUUUGUCCUUCUUACUAGCUAUUUAGGUAAAAGUGAGAGGUUUGCUAUCUGUGGAACAAGAAUGUUUAUUUUUUUUACUUUUUUCAAAAAUUAGUUUUAUUUCUUAAAGAAACUGCUUGUGACCAAUUAUGAAUCAUGUAUAUGAGAAAGAGUAAUAUCCAUUUUAUGUAAUAUGUCUGAACAAUAUUUUCUGUCUACUCUUAAUCGUUGGUUAUUUUUGUACAUCCUUAAUGCAUUUUCAAUAUAUUUAUCAAUCCUUUCAUUCUCUUACAGAAUAAAUAAAGAAAAACUAAAUUAUGCCUCAGGAAGUGUAGUAGAUCAAUUAAUGUGAAGCUAAUCCUUAACAAGAUUUAAUGACUAACAUAAGUUUACAAAGCAUUUACAGUGUGCAAUAUAUUGUUUUUAGUUUCAUCAGAAUGCAAGAAAUCUUGCACUCUCUCUCUCAAAUGAAAGUUUAGUGAACAGUGAUAGCAUGUUAGGCUUCAUAAUUUUACUUAUGAAAUCUUUAAUCAGUAGUACUUUGUGAUUACAUUUGUGUAUGUGCCAGGACUAAAGACACAAGCAUGGCUUUGCUUAUUUAUAUGUAUUUGUACAUCACCCAUAAAGUCUAUUUUGAAGCUUCUAUUUUCUCCAUAAAUAUUUGUUAACAUGAGUAAAUUGUCAUGCUUUUCGACUGUGCAGAAAAAUUAUUUGAAUGAGACCCAACAGUUCUUUAAAUAUGCAUUGACAACCUUUAAACUAGAUGCAUUUUCUCUUCAACCAAGAUCUAGACUAACAUUUAGCUGACCAGGUGUACAAAUAUAUUUUCUUGAAGUUCUUGAACCUACAACAGUAAAACUUACCAUGUUGGGGCCCAUAAGCUACCUCAAAUUUUACAUCCCAACAAGUGCUUAGGCUUUAUCAAUACUCUUCUGUCAGGUACUAUUGUCCAGUUACCUAGAACAAUCCUUCACAUAGGUAUGUUAAAGAUUUUAUUCUGUACAAGCUGCAAGAAAUGGCCCUCUCUAUAUACUGUACAUACAUGCUGCAUCAUUUUCUUCAGUACUGAAUAAUUAAUGAAAUAUUGGAAUAUUUUUUUUUUAAAGUUAUCUGAACUGAUGAUUCAUGCAAUUUAUUAAUUAUAAACAUUUCUACAACACCUGGUAAAUAUAUUAAUCAGUUUAAUAAUUCUGAGCUUAUACAUUUGUACAUUAUUAUUGAUGUUCAACAGUUUACUAAUCCAGAUCAAAAAUAUGUGUAUGAGGUUCAUGUGGCUUCUAAAGUUUGCCUAUUAGAUAAUAUAAGGAUUUUAUAGUGAUACUUAUUGAUUUUUAUCCCUACUCUUACUCUAAAUAAAAGUAGUUUUACUUUUCACUAAAUAGGUCUGGAUUCUUUAGAAUAAGUUUCUUUCCAUCACAAGGAGAAUAGAAGUGACUAAUCUCUUGUUGUCAGUCCAUAAUUCAGUCAUUAGUGUGUUAUUUACAAAUACAGUAAUAUAUGAAAAGCUUCCUAGAGGCCAUCUGUCCAUAAUUCUUUAUUUUUUUUUAUAUUGGUUAACUUUUUGAUGCCGGUAUAUAAAACCCAUCUAUGACAUGCAUUACACUGAGGAUUUUGACUAAGAGUAGAAUCUUAACUGUGAGCUUUUGUUACUAAAUUUCUUACAGGCAAGGUGAAGAUAUGGAGGUUUCAUCCUGCCAUUUGUGAACUGGGUUUUUUCCUUGACAUGCCUCGUAUUUAUGAGCUUAGAAAUUUAUACUGAACUCUAAAAGGCAGAAAAAAAAAUAAAAAUAAACUGCACCGUACCUUGGUUGUCACCUCUAUACAAUAUUGAUGUUGCUUAUACAUUUACAGUUGAAAGACAUCAAAGUAAUACGAGAUCAGUGCAAAAACAGAAAUUAAAGAAAUUCAGUGGAGACCUUCUCUGUAUAAGGAGCUUUGCAACUAAUUACAGUAUUAGAGCAUGGCAACUACUCGACAGCUCACAAACAUCUGUCAGGCUUUAGGGUUGGUUACUCUUGAAUCAACAGAUUGGGAAUGCACACAGGAAUUCAGAAGUAGAGAUGAUAUAAUUUGUCAUUACUGAAGAUGAUACUUAGGGCUUUGGUGGAGUAAACUAUUCCAACUGGUUUUGGUGCUAUCUUGGAGGGAGAUCAGGAUUGUACAAAUCAUAAUGUUUUUGUCAGCUAUCAUCCAGAUGUCCCAUAGAGCUUGAAAUUACAGGUUUCCUUAUGUCAGCGAUGUCAUUGGACAUUAUCAUUCUGUGACCUUGCCUUAAACAAUGUCCUUUAGAAACAAUGCCCUCUCAUCCCUUUUGGACAAUCCCUGAUCAAUUAAACUUUAUUUCUCCAUGUGUAUUGGUACUUGGUACGAAACAAGUUGUAAUGCCCUUGUCACAGUUUUUUUUUUUCUUUUAAGUCUGAAGCCAGAAGAUUGCCAGCUUUCUCUGUGAAGUACCUCUCUUGGCUGCAAAGUGUUCCAAAUAUUAAGGUCAGUAAAUUAAUCUUGAUGCUUGCCACAUCAUGAUAUUGGGUAUGAAUUUCAGACCUUUAUUCUAUUCCGGAUAAGAUGGGCAGGCACUCUGCAACCAAAAUGUCAUCCAAUAUGAGGAAGCUUGCAUUUUAUGACUUAUGAUGGCUUUUCUUUUAUACAAAUACCAUUGUUUCUUAUGAACAUCUUUGUGUAUAUGAUCGUAGUCAGCAUUGUAUACAGGGACUGAUAUCCUGAACUUUCUCUUGUGACAAGACAAUAUUCUAUCUAACCUGCCUGGUUAUUGUUAGGGUUGGCCUCCCUAUAGUCUAUUCAUCAUUCUAAGAUCGCUAGGGUAGGGUCAGAAAAAGAAUACAGCUCUGCCAGAUCUAUUUAUCCUUUUAAAUCACACCCUAAAGGCUAAUCCCUUGUUUAUGACUUUACCUGAGAUCUGUCAUUUCCUGUACUUCAACAAGUAUAUUUUGGUUGUUCUUAAUAAUUUUCAAUUGUGUGUCAUUUUUGGAAACAACAAUUAUAGUUUUUAUAAAAAUACAACUAGGUGUUUAAUACUUAACACUUAAAAUUUGUUUGGGUAGUUCUGCAGGAUAGGCCUUCCAAGCCAUUUUAUUAUUGUCCCUAUUCUAUUUUAGCAGUUAUUUAUGGGUUAUGUGACUGCAUUUUUUCAGUGCCUCUGCAGGCUACAUAAGCUACGUAUUAUCAUUUAAAAGAAAAAAUAAAUUGCCUUUAGUUACAGGGGCCCCUUGUUUCUUUAAUAUGAAAUAUUUUAAAAUGUUAUAAAACAGUUUACUUGACCUGGGAGUAAAGAUGUUGGCGAUAGGGAGAAUUGAUCCACUUUGGGUAUCCCUUGUGCUAUCAAUACUGUCCAGUGACUCACACUGCUUGAGGUGACAAAUACUGUUAUUGUUUUAGACUGACCUAGCCAUUUAAAUGCCUUCAGUGACCAUGUGUCUGGAAACUGAGGUUUGGCAGACGCUGCCAAAAAUUAUGCCUGGUUUGUACAUAUGUUUCAAUCUCACUUAAUGAAAAAUUUUUUUUUUUUUUUUUUAUUUUUUUUUUUUUUUUUAAUUUCACUUGAGCAAGCUCUUAAGUCAAAACUUUUAAUCAUAACCAGACAUUUGACACCACUGUAUUCUUUUCCUGGCCCCACCCUAGUGAUCUUAGAAUGUUGAUCAGACUAGAUAGUUAAAAACUGGUCUCUAUUAUAAAUACGUCAAUCCUCAAAUAUAAGUUCUCUGCAUAUACACUGUUUUAGUGAAUGGCCAGGUCUGCACUGUAACACUUUGCAACCCCCCUUUACAUUACCUAAUUUGAAUUUAAUACAAUACCUUACAAGCCAACUACUUCUAACAUUCAAAUUUUCUGAUAAGGAGAGAAACUCACUCACUCCUAAUAUGGGUUCCUAAAAUGCCAAGCCCUCAACCUUUUCAUGUUUGUACCUCCUGUUCAUGGCAUCAUCAAGGUUUGUUAUGUUGCCAUUUUAAGUGAAUAUCUCAAAAUGUCUUAAACUUUUCUUGUGGCUUGGUAGCUUUCAAACUUUCUGCCUCUUGAUGACAUUGGUAUGGGUCUUUGGUUCCAAUACUCCAUUACACCACUGGGAAAUGCUCCCUUUUCACACUUCUUGAUAGUUUAUGUGUGGCAAUUAAUCAUUCCCUUCGUAACCUUUUAUUUACUGUAGACAUCUUGACUAAAUAUCAAGAGAAAUAGAGCAGCAAUAAACAAUGUACAUGAACCGAGAUUUUCUGAUACUGCAAAUUCCUCAAGUCAAGUACCUCACUGUGUGGAUUCUUGGUGAAAGCAGUCUAUCAUACUGUAUGGAAUUUCCCUCUAAGAAGUAGCGGAUGAGAUGAAUGACAGUACUGUACCGCUGGACUCUGCCAUGUGCACACCAUGUUGAUUCAUAUAACAUACUACAUCAGCCCAGAUGUAAUAGACUUUUUGAGCUAUAAUCUGGUGAUCUAAAGGAUCAAUAGCAGAUUUAUUGAUGUAAAUUGAGAGUUUGUGAUUUAUAUAAGAGUUUGUGAUUUAUAUAAGACUGUUGUUUCACUUCAAUAAACUUUUCAUUUUGGAGUUUAUCGGUUUUUUUUUUAAAUCUAAUUUUCUUCAAUUUACUUCUUCAAUGAUGAAGCACAAAAGUAUUGAUCAUGUUUGCUCUAUAAUGCAUAAGGAAUGUCAUGUCGCUUCAUGUGAUGGUAAAGGAGCUCUAAUUAGGAAAUAAAACUGAAGAAAUGCUUUAAAGCAAGAUCUUAAAAAAUUUUUGUAUUUAUAUCUAAUUUUUCUGUUUUGAAUGUACAGUUUUUGCUUAUUCUUGUUAAUCAAAUAUGGUAGAAGCCUGUGAGAACACUUGUGGAAGGGAAGACAGAUAAUUCUGGUACGUAUAAUGUUACUCUAGUGUGUAUUGACCAAAAAAAGUGAUACACACGGUAACCGUUGUGGUGUGCAUCUGGCUUAACUAGCACAGCUUGUCCAGUCACUAACUAGCCUAGCUUGUCUUUAUCACUUAUGAGGAAAUACUGGUACCAAUAAUUAUUUUUAGUCUUAGCAUCCCUGAUUCUUGUUUCAUCCUAUGGAAAUUUUAUGCUAGUUUUAGUUCUGUUCAGUACAAUUUUAUUCAGUUGAUUUAUCAAGUAUACUGGUUGGGUAAUAUAUAUAUAUGCACUUACUGCUCAGACUUCUCAUUUCCCCCUUUUGAAUAGGGAAGUAUUGAAUUUAUUGAUGUACAUAUUUAUAACAAUUUAUUAUCAAAAGGGUGACCUCUUGUGUGUGAAACUGUUUGUUUUCAGGUUUGUACAAAGUGUAUCCCAGUGGUUAGUGCGAUCCAAAAGUGCUUUUGAUGUAGGCUAUAUAACUUUUUCUGUUGAAAAAGAACGUAGAAUUAAUGAGGCAGAGUAUAAAAUAUGUUUUAGUAUUUAUGUCCAGUAUGUGAAUCAAUUUUGGAUUUUUUCCACCCCAGAUUCAACUUCCUUGAAUUUUAUAAAAUACUCUACUACAAGAGUAUAUUUCUCCACAUUGUUACUUAAAGUGUAAAAAAAACAGGCAUUAAAUUUUUAAGUAAAUCA